UUCUGGAACCCCCGUUCCAUGGUUUUUGCUCGCUCCUCUCCUGCGAUGGCGAUGGCGGCACCUGGAUCCGUGUGUUCUUCUUCCUCCCUGCUGGAUUUUGGAGCGCUGGAUGAUCCGUGCCACCGCCUGUGCAGCCAGUUCACGGGGACGAGGAUCCGCUGUGGUGUUGCACCCCGGAGCGCAAGGCUUGCCGCGGCGCAGAGGAAAAGAUUGGCCGCGGCCAGGGCGACGCUCCUCCAGCAGCAGCAGCAGAUCAUCCCGAUGUCGCCGCAGGAUGGAGGCAAGGAUUUCGUCACGGACACGAUGCCGGUCGUGCCUGCGAUCGACAAACCCGGAGGGAUGUGGACGAAACCGAGCUUCCAGCGCAAGACGAAGAUUGUUUGCACUAUCGGGCCAUCGACCAACACCCGUGAGAUGAUUUGGAAGCUCGCGGAGACUGGCAUGAACGUAGCACGGCUCAACAUGUCGCAUGGAGACCAUGCUUCUCACAAGAAGGUGAUCGAUCUCGUCAAGGAGUAUAACGCGCAAUCCGCUGAUAAUGUGAUCGCUAUCAUGCUGGAUACCAAGGGACCGGAAGUAAGGAGCGGAGAUCUUCCUCAACCAAUCAAGCUAGAAAAAGGAGAUGAGUUCUCGUUCACGAUCAAGCGUGGUGUUGGCACUGAGAAGUCCGUCAGUGUCAAUUACGAUGAUUUUGUGAACGAUGUCGAGGUUAAUGACACUCUUCUUGUUGACGGAGGAAUGAUGGCCUUCCUUGUGAAAUGGAAAACAAGUGAUACCGUGGGCUGUGAGGUUCUCGAUGGUGGCGAGCUCAACUCUCGACGUCACCUUAAUGUCAGAGGGAAGAGUGCUACCCUUCCUUCAAUAACGGAGAAGGAUUGGGAGGACAUCAAGUUUGGUGUGGAGAAUGAGGUAGACUACUAUGCUCUUUCUUUCGUUAAGGACGCGCAGGUAGUGCAUGAACUGAAGUCGUAUUUACAAAAGUCCUCGGCGGAUAUUCAUAUUAUUGUGAAGAUCGAAAGUGCUGAUUCGAUACCAAAUCUUCAAUCCAUUAUCGAUGCUAGUGACGGGGCUAUGGUUGCUAGAGGAGAUCUUGGUGCCGAGCUUCCUAUUGAAGACGUUCCCCUCCUUCAGGAUGAGAUUAUUACCAAGUGCCGAGAGAAAGGCAAGCCAGUUAUUGUGGCGACCAACAUGUUAGAGAGCAUGAUAAACCAUCCGACACCCACGCGGGCCGAGGUCUCGGACAUUGCUAUCGCUGUGCGGGAAGGUGCCGAUGGGAUAAUGCUCUCGGGAGAAACGGCUCACGGAAAGUAUCCCCUCAAAGCAGUGAGAGUGAUGCACACUGUGGCCUUGCGAACUGAGGCUACACUUUCCGAGGAGGAUUCACCUUGCACUCUUGGACGUGCUUUUAAGAAUCACAUGAGCGAAAUGUUUGCUUAUCACGCAACGAUGAUGGCAAACACGCUGGGAACAUCGAUCCUGGUCUUCACGAGGAGCGGUUUCAUGGCUGCCCUCUUGAGUCAUUACCGUCCCGUGGGGACUGUCUUUGCCUUCACAAACGAUAAGAAACUUCAAAGACGUCUGGCUUUGUACCAUGGUGUAAGGCCAAUCUUUAUGGAAUUCUCGGAUGAUGCCGAAGAAACAUUCUCUGGAGCCUUGGGCACUCUCCAAGUAAAGUUUCCAAAUCUCUUCAUUCUAGUCAUAGCAUGGAUUGAUCAUCUCUUUUCCAGAAUCGAAGCUUGAUCAAAGGUGGAGAACAGGUUGCUUUGGUCCAAAGUGGGAAGCAGCCAAUUUGGCGAUCGGAGUCAACACAUCACAUUCAAGUUCGCAAGGUCGCUUGAGAAAUACUACAAAAUUUUGGUCACCAAAUCGAGGAAAUAAUUUCUUUUUGUUUUUGAAAGCAAUAUCGUUUUGAAAGUGAUCGUUUUUCUCUACAUUAAUUUGAUCUAUUCUUUCUCUAAA
Molecule: messenger RNA, 1959 nt
Organism: Selaginella moellendorffii
Lineage: Eukaryota; Viridiplantae; Streptophyta; Lycopodiopsida; Selaginellales; Selaginellaceae
Product: pyruvate kinase isozyme G, chloroplastic
Exons: 10
Coding region: 19-1740 (573 amino acids)
Biological process (GO): glycolytic process
Cellular component (GO): chloroplast stroma; cytoplasm
Molecular function (GO): magnesium ion binding; pyruvate kinase activity; potassium ion binding
Source: RefSeq, a predicted model, not a curated record